Molecule: messenger RNA, 1065 nt
Organism: Lachancea sp. 'fantastica'
Lineage: Eukaryota; Fungi; Ascomycota; Saccharomycetes; Saccharomycetales; Saccharomycetaceae
Source: the annotation of a GenBank genome assembly
AUGCUACUUUUGAGCCCAUUCUGCGGCGCUGGUCGCCUUUUGGUAGUCUUGGUAAUUUUUUGCGCGCUGAAAACCGGUCUGGGAGCGAUUUUGGACGUCGACACAACGGCCGAUGUUUACGGCGUGCUGAACUCUAGUCAAGUGCCGGUUUUCGUCAUGCUGUACAUGCAUGGAUGCCGGUAUUGCGAAGAGUUGGAACCCCAUUUUAGCUAUUUGCAAACACUUUUCCCUGAAAAGCUUGCGUUGCUGAAAGUGGAUGGGAAACGGGCUAGCGGAUUUGCCCGUGAAAUUGGUGUGCGAAGUUUUCCGGAAUUGGUACUUUUCGGUCCCGGAGAAGACUCGUAUUUGGGCAAAUUCCACGAUUCGCGCGACCUGGUUUCGCUUGCGUCGUUUGUGAGUCGCAACACGGGCCUUAUGGCAGAAUGGCAGCACGAAUCGCAGAUCUGCACGCUGGACGAUGCGUCUGCGCCGAUCGACUUAUCCCAGACGAACCUCCUGGUGUUUGUAUCGCCGUGGAUGGACCCCGAGCUUGUGUGGCUGUUUGCGGGCGAACAGUCGACCAGUGUUCUGAACAAACUGAACAGCGAUGAACAUGAGGGUGUGCAAGUGUACCAAAUCGACGCUGCCAGCAGCUCCACGGCCGCAUGGACGCGUCAGUUCCGCGUCCAGAUUCUUCCCACGCUGAUUUUCCUUGUUCCCGGGCCUUCGCAAGGCCUCUUUGAGCUGCGAAUCGAAUGGCGCGGAGGGUGCACGCGUUUAAAUGGCCAGGCGCACGAGAUUUUGACCCAAAUUAUCAGAAAGUGCGGCGAUUCCAAUACUAUCCGCUCUUGCGGAUGUCGUGAGUAUCUCGAAACACUGCCCAACGUCAGCAUUCGUGAGAUAUCUGAGGUUUCAGUGCUUCGAACGCUGGAAGACUCUAACAUCACCGAAUUUGAUCCAAAUUUGGCCAAAGAGGUCUCAUUCGAAAACUUAACGACUCUGGAAGACGAUUAUGACGACUAUGAAGACGAUUACGACCUCGAAGAACAAGAUACCUCUAUUUUCGAUACGUUGAGAGAACUUUAA